Molecule: messenger RNA, 885 nt
Organism: Linderina pennispora
Lineage: Eukaryota; Fungi; Kickxellomycota; Kickxellomycetes; Kickxellales; Kickxellaceae
Product: transcription initiation factor IIE, beta subunit
Exons: 3
Coding region: 31-783 (250 amino acids)
Biological process (GO): transcription initiation at RNA polymerase II promoter
Cellular component (GO): transcription factor TFIIE complex
Source: RefSeq, a predicted model, not a curated record
GUUUCCCUUUUUCACAUACCUUUACCAGCCAUGUCCAAUCUCUUAGAGCAGCGCAACGCGUUCAAGAAGCGCAUUGCGGAGCAGCCCGUUCUGCAGCGGCACACAAUUGCCCGGCCCUCGACGCUUCCUGGUCAGGCGCCGCGCCUCGACAGCACCGCAGUGAACGGCGCACAUGCUAUGACCAAGGUCUACUCGAUCAUAGAUUUCCUCAAGAAGUCACAAAAGCCAUAUACAGCUGCCGACCUGCAAAUGUACGAGCAUGUUGACUUUGAAAAGGAGCCCGAUGUGUACAACCAGCUAAAGGGCAACGAGAAGGUUAUAUACGAUGCAAAAAACAAGACGUUUGCGUACAAGCCCGACUACAACAUCAGGACCCGCGAGGAGCUUUUGCCGGAUCGUACGGGCCUGGAGAUCAAGAGGCUGAGAGACUCGUACCUGGCAGAUAUCCCAAAGGUCAUUGCCGACCUGCGCAAGGAGGGGCUGAUUCUGACAACAACCAACAAGGACGGGCACGCAAAGUAUAUUUUCUACAACUUCCACAAGCUGCAGACACCCGUGGACGACGACAUCAAGAGAAAGUGGGCCGAGCUGCGGAUCCCCGACGAGGCAGAUUUGGCAUUUGAGAUGGAAAAGGCCGGACUGCGCCAGAUGCAGGUUGAAGAGAGAGCGCACAACGACGACGACAAGAAGAAGACCAAGCAGCGCACGCGCAAGUUCAAGAUCACCAACACGCAUCUUGUGGACAUUGAUCUGACCAAAAAGUACGUGCCCGAGAGCAAGUAGCUGCUUCCUCCUGUAGAUAUGAGAUUCAGCAACACAGAUGCAGCUUCAUCAGGAGAGGGUGUGGUAGAAAAUGCGAGAGAAUUUUUAAUGAGCUAGAAAGCC